Molecule: messenger RNA, 3523 nt
Organism: Dipodomys ordii (Ord's kangaroo rat)
Lineage: Eukaryota; Metazoa; Chordata; Mammalia; Rodentia; Heteromyidae
Gene: Dnm2
Product: dynamin 2
Exons: 21
Coding region: 260-2872 (870 amino acids)
Cellular component (GO): membrane; cytoplasm; microtubule
Molecular function (GO): microtubule binding; GTPase activity; GTP binding
Source: RefSeq, a predicted model, not a curated record
CCCCGCCCCCCGCGCCGGGGCGGGGAGGUCGCUCCGGUCGGGUGUCGCCUGAGAACCGGAUGAGGCGGAUGAGGCGGCGACUGUGAGGCCGAACCGGGAGCUGGCGUCGUCUCGCCGAGUCCCGGGGACGGGUCGGGGUGGGGGGAAAGCAACGGCCACUGACGUCGCGGGGCCGGGUCGUUGAGGAGAAAGUCCGGGAAGGUUAGGACACAGGCCGGGAGCGCCGGGCGCUCGGGCGGAGGGCCGGACCGCCGGCGCCAUGGGCAACCGCGGGAUGGAAGAGCUGAUCCCGCUGGUCAACAAGCUGCAGGACGCCUUCAGCUCCAUCGGCCAGAGCUGCCACCUGGACCUGCCGCAGAUCGCCGUGGUGGGCGGCCAGAGCGCCGGCAAGAGCUCGGUGCUCGAGAACUUCGUGGGCCGGGACUUCCUUCCCCGCGGCUCAGGAAUCGUCACCCGGCGGCCUCUCAUUCUGCAGCUCAUCUUCUCAAAAACAGAAUAUGCCGAGUUUUUGCACUGCAAGUCCAAAAAGUUUACAGACUUCGAUGAAGUUCGGCAGGAAAUCGAAGCAGAGACAGACAGGGUCACGGGGACCAACAAAGGCAUCUCCCCAGUGCCCAUCAACCUGCGGGUCUACUCACCACACGUGUUGAACCUGACCCUCAUUGACCUCCCGGGCAUCACCAAGGUGCCAGUUGGGGACCAGCCCCCCGACAUUGAGUACCAGAUCAAGGAAAUGAUCCUGCAGUUCAUCAGCCGGGAGAGCAGCCUGAUCCUCGCUGUCACGCCUGCCAACAUGGACCUGGCCAACUCCGAUGCCCUGAAGCUGGCCAAGGAGGUGGACCCCCAAGGCUUGCGGACCAUUGGAGUCAUCACCAAGCUGGACCUCAUGGACGAGGGAACCGAUGCCAGGGAUGUCCUGGAGAACAAACUGCUCCCCUUAAGAAGAGGCUACAUCGGUGUGGUGAACCGCAGCCAGAAAGACAUCGAGGGCAAGAAGGACAUCCGUGCGGCCCUCGCGGCCGAGAGGAAGUUCUUCCUCUCCCACCCCGCUUACCGGCACAUGGCCGACCGCAUGGGCACUCCGCACCUGCAGAAGACCCUGAAUCAGCAACUGACCAACCACAUCCGGGAGUCGCUGCCAUCCCUGCGCAGCAAGCUGCAGAGCCAGCUGCUGUCCCUGGAGAAGGAGGUGGAGGAGUACAAGAACUUCCGGCCUGAUGACCCCACGCGCAAAACCAAAGCCCUGUUACAGAUGGUCCAGCAGUUUGGCGUGGACUUUGAGAAGCGGAUCGAGGGCUCGGGAGACCAGGUGGACACGUUAGAGCUGUCGGGAGGCGCCCGCAUCAAUCGCAUCUUCCACGAGCGCUUUCCCUUUGAGCUGGUCAAGAUGGAGUUUGACGAAAAAGAUCUGAGACGGGAGAUCAGCUAUGCCAUUAAGAACAUUCAUGGUGUCAGGACGGGGCUCUUCACCCCCGACAUGGCAUUUGAAGCCAUUGUGAAAAAACAGAUUGUAAAACUCAAAGAGCCAAGUUUGAAGUGUGUUGACCUCGUGGUCUCAGAGCUGGCCACAGUCAUUAAAAAAUGUGCCGAGAAGCUCAGCUCCUACCCCCGCUUGCGAGAGGAGACAGAGCGGAUCGUCACCACCUACAUCCGGGAGCGCGAGGGGAGAACCAAGGACCAGAUCCUGCUUCUGAUCGACAUCGAGCAGUCCUACAUCAACACGAACCACGAAGACUUCAUUGGAUUUGCCAAUGCCCAGCAAAGGAGCACACAACUGAACAAGAAGAGAGCCAUCCCAAACCAGGGGGAGAUCUUGGUGAUCCGCAGGGGCUGGCUCACAAUCAACAACAUCAGCUUGAUGAAGGGGGGCUCUAAGGAGUACUGGUUUGUGCUGACGGCCGAAUCGCUGUCCUGGUACAAGGACGAAGAGGAAAAGGAGAAAAAGUACAUGCUGCCUCUGGACAACCUCAAAAUCCGCGAUGUGGAAAAGGGCUUCAUGUCUAACAAGCACGUGUUCGCCAUCUUCAACACGGAGCAGAGGAAUGUCUACAAGGACCUGCGACAGAUCGAGCUGGCUUGCGACUCCCAGGAAGAUGUGGACAGCUGGAAGGCCUCAUUCCUGAGAGCCGGGGUCUACCCCGAGAAGGACCAGGCUGAGAGCGAGGACGGAGCUCAGGAGAACACGUUCUCCAUGGACCCGCAGCUGGAGCGGCAGGUGGAGACCAUCCGCAACCUGGUGGACUCGUACGUGGCCAUCAUCAACAAGUCCAUCCGCGACCUCAUGCCAAAGACCAUCAUGCAUCUCAUGAUCAACAACACGAAGGCCUUCAUCCACCACGAGCUGCUGGCCUACCUGUACUCCUCGGCUGACCAGGGCAGCCUCAUGGAGGAGUCGGCCGACCAGGCUCAGCGGCGGGACGACAUGCUGCGCAUGUACCACGCGCUCAAGGAGGCGCUGAGCAUCAUCGGGGACAUCAGCACCAGCACCGUGUCCACGCCCGUGCCCCCGCCCGUGGACGACACCUGGCUCCAGAGCGCUGCCAGCCACAGCCCCACCCCCCAGCGCCGGCCUGUGUCUGGUGGGCACCCCCCAGGUCGGCCCCCUGCAGUGCGGGGCCCCACACCCGGGCCCCCCCUGACGCCCGUGCCCGUGGGGGCCGCAGCCUCCUUCUCCGCACCCCCCAUCCCCUCCCGGCCGGGACCCCAGAGUGUGUUUGCCAACAACGACCCCUUCUCGGCUCCGCCGCAGAUCCCGUCUCGACCCGUGCGGAUCCCCCCAGGCAUCCCCCCCGGGGUACCCAGCAGAAGACCCCCGGCCGCGCCCGGCCGCCCCACCAUUAUCCGGCCAGCCGAGCCCUCCCUGCUCGACUAGGCCGCGUGGGGCGCGUUGUCGGGGUGCAGGAGCCUCAGUGAUCUGGGCCGCUCCCCGCCCGCGCUGGGACCAGGCUCUGGGGGGAGGGGUGCAGCCCCUUCUGCCCUAGCUUCCCCCCAUUUCUGGCUGGACACCGCACUGAGGAGCCCCAGGCCAGGGGCUUUGCACUUUGGGGACAGGGUGGGGCUUGGGGACCGUCCCCCCGAGCCACCCCAGAGGACGGCUGUCGGCUGGCAUGCAGCUCUGCCUGGCCUCUAUAGUUUGGGGGGGACCCCAGGUAGAGCAGGGAAGCUGGAUCACCAAGGCCCAUGAAUCCUGCUGGGGUUUGGGGGGUACAGGGCCCCCCCAAACACGGCCGCCCGCCUGGCCCACGCUGUACAUAUUCCUUCUCGGCCGUGUGAGCCGCAGCCUGGCCGCUCCGGCUGCCAGCGGUGCCUUUGCCAACCCCGAGCCCGGGCCGGCCCCGCCUCAGCCCCCCUCUUCCUCCUGGGGCUCUGUGGGAGGGGGAGGGGGGCCCCGCCCGGGGUGGGCUCGGGCACCCCCUCUUCUGAGCAGAACUUCAGCUCGCUCACUCCUCGCUCGGUUUGACCACUGUAAGUGCCUGCGCUCUGUAUCCUAUUAAUAAACUAAAAUAAAGGGAAGUUUCUGGUG